Kockovaella imperatae is the source of this 866-nucleotide messenger RNA. Its product is annotated as chaperonin 10-like protein. Lineage: Eukaryota; Fungi; Basidiomycota; Tremellomycetes; Tremellales; Cuniculitremaceae. The transcript has 10 exons. The record is from RefSeq and is a predicted model, not a curated record. The annotation marks the transcript as partial. Gene Ontology annotation, molecular function: oxidoreductase activity; zinc ion binding.
AUGGUCGUUCAAGGUGACAUGACUGCCUUGUGGUACAACAAGGAAAGAGACUUUGAAAUCAAAAAGGUCCCCGUUCCGGAAAUCAGCGAUGAUGAGAUCUUGCUCAAGGUUGACAUCUGUGGUGUCUGUGGUACCGAUGCUCACAUUCACGAGGGAGAAUUCAUUGCCAAGUUUCCUCUGAUCCCGGGACACGAAGCCGUGGGACACAUUGUCGACAUGGGCAAGAACGUCAAGGGUUUCUCUCUUGGUGACCGAAUUGUGGCCGAUGUCGGUGAGACCUGCCGAUCAUGUCAUUACUGCAUGCGAGGUGAAGAGUUGUUCUGUGAACACUUUACACCUGCUGGAGUUGCUCGACCUGGUGGAUUUGCCGAUUACAUCAAAUACGAUAAAUCCAAGUGCUUCAAGAUCCACAACUUGACAGACGAGCAAGCUUGUCUCAUUGAGCCCGCUUCUUGUGCCGUUCACGGAAUGGACAAGAUCAAGAUGAAGUUCGGCGCCAAGGUCUUGCUCAUUGGUGCCGGACCUACCGGAUUGAUCCUUGCCCAGUUGAUGAAGCUUGGAGGAGCCAGUCACGUCACCCUCGCUGCUAACAAGGGUAUCAAGAUGGACAUUGCCAAGAAGAUUGACGCUGCCGACGAGUAUAUCGAGUUGGACCGACAAAACGCCGACGCUCAAUGGGCACAACUGAAAAAGGACAACCCAUACGGGUACGACGUCGUCGCUGAAUGCACCGGUGUCGAGAAGAUUGCCAACGACUCGAUCAACUAUGUCUCCCGAGGUGGAACUUUGUUGAUCUACGGUGUCUAUUCUGACAAUGCUUUGGUCCACUGGUCCCCUUCAAAAAUUUUCCUUGACGAAAUCAAGUG